AUGCUUCAUUUGGUUUUCGCACGCACGGCCGUAGACGAGAGAGACGAGCAAGUAUCGACCGAAGCGGCAAAGAUGCGCUGGACGCCGCGGAAGGGAUUGGGCCUGUUUGUGGCCUUGCUCUUGGACGUACAAGUGCUGGCGACGGAUGGCUGGGGAGGGCGCUACACUCUCAGCACCGUCUGUGGCCUGGAGGGAAGCACGGUGGAGCUCCAGUGCGCCUACUGGCACCCGACAACCGACAAACGCCAAAGCAUUUACACAACGGAGACUUGGUGGCACACCGAGACCGACUGGCCCAAGGGAAAGCAGCCCAAAGAUUUGCGUUUGGACCCCCAAUACUCCGGUCGAGUGCGCGUUGACUGCCAACGGAAGAAGUGCACGCUGUUCAUCCAGGAGCUGAAAGAAAGCGACGCCGGCGAGUACAGAUUCAGAUUCGUCACGUCAGGUGGAAGAGGCUUCAGCGUCGCGCCUGGAGUCACUCUGAGUGUCACCGAGCUCAGCGUACAAGCGAUGACGGGGGCCACACUCAAGUGUGAGAGCAAGUGCUUUCCGACGGCUUCUCCUUCCUUCAUCUGGUACAAGAAUGGAGAGGAAACCAAAGAUUCCACUACCCAAUUCCUAUAUUAUCCCACCCCCCAAAACAGCUACGCAUGUGCUCUACGAGACUAUGAGCAGCUUGCAUCUCCUCCCGUGUGUGAGUCACGUUACACCUCAUGUCCCAAGGUGGUUUACGACAGCAGACGCAUGUGCGCCCUCAAAGGCUCGACAGUGGAUAUCUGGUGCUCUUAUAGCCCCUACAGCGAGGUCAAGUCCCGAUUCUGGUACACAGACCAAUGGCAACCUCGGGACCUUAGGUCGGACGACCGCUAUAAAGGUCGUGUCAAAUUCCCUCGAUCAAUCUAUGGACGAUCGACUCUGAGAAUCAAUGACGUGACGGAGAGCGAUUCUGCGGAGUAUCGCUUCAAAUUCUCCACAGCAAGUUCUGAAUGGAGGGGCCGUUUGCCGGGAACCAAUUUGACAGUCACAGCUGCGCAGGUGCAGGUGACAAACUUCACAGGUGGAAGCCCAGACGUCAUCGCUCAGCUGGUGUGUCACACGACAUGCAACCUGGAAGUUCCUUUGUCUUUUUGCUGGUUCGUGAAUGCACACCAAGUGGGCAACUGCGAGCCUUCCCAGACGGCCAAACCUCGGCAAAUCACUUUAUCUCCCGGAGACUACGUCACCUGUCAAGUGGAAAGAAAUCCAUUCGGCGUCUCUUCUCGUCUGUAUGCUCUGGCGGCCCCCUCGGUGUCGGCGAGUCACUCGGGUGAUGGUAUCUUGAAGGGUCAGCGGCUGACUCUGACCUGCACAGUCAACCCAUCAGCAUCAUGUACAUACGGGUGGUUUAAGGAGACCGGAAACUCAGGUCAUCAAAAAGUGAGUGACAAACCUGCCCUGGUCAUCCCAUCCAUCAAGGCUUCAGACUCUGCGGAUUAUUUUUGUACCGUGGCAAAUGAGCUGGGGGAGAAGCAGUCAGAACGCAUCAAAGUCAAUGUGAAAUAUCCUCCGGAGGAUGUCGCUUUGGAGGCCAUUCCAUCAGCAGUCCCUUCGGAGGGCCAGUCUGUGAGUCUGAAGUGCAGCAAUGGCACUAAUCCAAAGGCUCGCUACGCGUUUUACAAGGACAACGAACGGGUGGGCCGGGAACCGGGCGGAUUUGUCAAUUUCAGUUCUAUCAGGCCUGAAGAUGCCGGAAACUUCCACUGCCAGGCCUGCAAUGAAUACGGAUGCGUCAAUUCUACAAAGGUUCUCCUAGACGUCGAAUACGGUCCUCGGCUGCCCAAGGUCUCAGCCACAUACUCGGGUUCUGUCGGGGUGGGCUCUUGGGUCAGCCUGACCUGCAGCAGUGAUGCCAACCCCAGCGCAAGCUACAUUUGGUACCACGAGAACUCUCGCAAGUCCGACAUGGCCGUCUUCAACAUCAGCGACUACCGAGCGGAGCUCCACGGCGAGUAUCGCUGCCAAGCCUGGAACAGAGUGGGGAACCAGAGCACCACGCUGUGGCUCUCCACCGAGGCCAGUAAGUCUACUGAAGGUGAUGACGGUGGUUCGCGUGCUGGCUGGCUUGCUCCUCCUCGUCCUGAUUCUUGGGGCCGCCCUGCUGCACAGGAAAACGAUGGCAGCAGCAGCUCAGCCAAACGCAAGCGCAGAACACAGCACGGGCGGUCCGGACGAGCCGCUGUACUCCACAGGCGGUCCAGACGAGCUGCUGUACUCCACGGGCGGUCCGGACGAGCUGCUGUACUCCACGGGCGGUCCGGACGAGCUGGCUUUCUCCGAGCCCGACGCCAUCUACUCCAACGUCGCCCGGGCCGAGAGGCGCCGGAGCGAGGAUCGGGACGAGGGAGUGGAGGACAUUGCCGUCAACUGCCGGCCUCCAGGCCCAGGCCGGAAGCUGGAGCGGACGCCGACGCGUGAGGCGCGCUCUACAGCAAGUCAAGUCAAGUCAAGUUGAUUUGUAUGGCCCUAAAUCACAAGCAGUCUCAAAGGGCUUCACAUAGGCAAACAAUUGACAAUUCUUCUCAAAGCAUCCCCUGAUCUUAAGCUCCCAAAAGGGCAAGGAAAAAGUCCAAAAAACCCUACCAGGGGAAAAUGAGAAACCUUGACAGAUGGAAGGAUCCCCCUUUCCGGAUCACCAGGCUCCAAUGGAUGCAGAGAGGGCACAAAUAAUACAUCAUAUGAAAAGCGAAGGGAGCGAAAACAAACUCCAGCCGAAUCGGCCACUACAGGUUGAUUAAAGGCCAUAUCCUACAAA
Syngnathus typhle (broad-nosed pipefish) is the source of this 2791-nucleotide messenger RNA. RefSeq names its product sialoadhesin-like. The coding region runs from base 1 to 2454 and encodes 817 amino acids. The transcript is spliced from 12 exons. Lineage: Eukaryota; Metazoa; Chordata; Actinopteri; Syngnathiformes; Syngnathidae. The record is from RefSeq and is a predicted model, not a curated record.